Arabis nemorensis is the source of this 462-nucleotide messenger RNA. The record is from the annotation of a GenBank genome assembly. Lineage: Eukaryota; Viridiplantae; Streptophyta; Magnoliopsida; Brassicales; Brassicaceae.
AUGGCGAAUCUUAAAAGCUCAGCUGCUAAAGGAUUCGAAGAGAUUUUAACCAAAGAUCCACUUCGUGUCGAAGCUUAUCACGGUUUGGUAAUGGCUUACUCUGAUUCCGAAUCGAAAUUAUCAGAGCUUGAAGUUAGAAUCAAUGUAGCUAUAGAGAAAUGCAAAAAGGAAGAUAAGAGGAAAGAGUUUAGAGAUUUCAUGCUUUUGAUUGCUCAGAUUAAGGUUAUAGAAGGGAAUCCAGUUGAAGCAAUUAGGGUUUAUCAGGAGUUAGUGAAAGAUGAACCUAGAGAUUUUAGGCCAUAUCUAUGUCAAGGUUUGAUUUAUACGUUGAUGAAGAAGAAAGAUGAAGCGGAGAAGCAAUUCGAGCAGUUUCGAAGAUUGGUUCCUGAGAAUCAUCCGUAUAAAGAGUAUUUUGAUGCUAAUGUGCUCGAUACUAACAAGCUUUUCGCAAAGAAUCGGUGA